Molecule: messenger RNA, 2126 nt
Organism: Gambusia affinis (western mosquitofish)
Lineage: Eukaryota; Metazoa; Chordata; Actinopteri; Cyprinodontiformes; Poeciliidae
Product: gastrula zinc finger protein XlCGF8.2DB-like
Exons: 2
Coding region: 127-1386 (419 amino acids)
Biological process (GO): regulation of transcription by RNA polymerase II; central nervous system development
Cellular component (GO): nucleus
Molecular function (GO): DNA-binding transcription factor activity, RNA polymerase II-specific; RNA polymerase II cis-regulatory region sequence-specific DNA binding
Source: RefSeq, a predicted model, not a curated record
AUCGUUUACAGUUUCUUCAGUGCAGCCAAAGUGAAACACGCGGAAAGCUGCGGAGUGCACGGGGUAGAAGGUAGUUUAAAAACAGAUUUGGCGUUUUCGGUAAAUAUUCCCGUGUUUUCAGUGAAAAUGUCUUCAGUUCAGCCUCAGAGAGAGUUUAUCAACGAGCAGGUAACUCCUGCUGAAGAAACAUUCACAGAGUUGAAAGAAAUCAACGUUAAGAUCGAGGAAGAGAUGGAGGAUCAGCGCAGACUGAUGGAUUUUACUCGGAUACCGAAGAUCAUCUUACACCGAAUAGAUCUCCCACAAUGUUGUGUGUUUAAAGAGGAGGAGGUUCUCAAUGAAACAGAACCACAGAGGAACCAACUCAUCUCUCAUGACUCUCCAGAAACUGAGAACCAGGAUCAGGAAGGAAGCAAUUCUGAAGACCCAGGAAAAAAGAGAAAGGAAGAAGAGAAACAAAAGAAGAAAUAUGUGAAAACCAAAGAGCAGAAUGGAAGAACUGACACUGAAAAACAAAAAAAACACAAGAAAGCUCAUGCAAAGCAAAAAUUAUAUUCUUGUAAAAUUUGUGAUAAAACUUUGUCUCGAAACAAUCACAUCACGAGACACAUGAGCAUUCACACAGGUGAGAAGCCUUUUUCUUGUGGGACCUGUGGAAAGAGUUACAGUAAAAGACAGACUUUAUUUCGGCACAUGAGAAUUCACACAGGUGAGAAACCUUUCUCUUGUGGGACCUGUGGAAAGAGCUUCUUCCAUAAAGGCAGUUUAAAUGUACACAUGAGAAUUCACACAGGUGAGAAGCCUUUCUCUUGUGGGACCUGUGGAAAGAGCUUCUUCCGUAAAGACAUUUUAAAUGUACACAUGAAAAUUCACACAGGUGAGAAGCCUUUCUCUUGUGGGACCUGUGGAAAAAGUUUCACCCAAAAAGGCAGUUUAAUUGUACACAUGAGAAUUCACACAGGUGAGAAGCCUUUCUGUUGUGGGACCUGUGGAAAAAGUUACAGUGAUAGAGGGACUUUAACUGAGCACAUGAGAAUUCACACAGGUGAGAAGCCUUUCUCUUGUGGGAACUGUGGAAAAUGUUUCCAUAAUAGCAGUAAUUUAACUCAGCACAUGAGAAUUCACACAGCUGAGAAGCCUUUCUCUUGUGGGACCUGUGGAAAAAGUUUCAUCCAAAAAGGCAGUUUAAUUGUACACAUGAGAAUUCACACAGGUGAGAAGCCUUUUUCUUGUGGGACCUGUGGAAAGAGUUACAGUGAAAGACGGACUUUAUCUCGGCACAUGAGAAUUCACACAGCUGAGAAGCCUUUCUCUUGUGGGACCUGUGGAAAAUGUUUCAAUAAUAGAAGUAUUUUAACUCACCACAUGAGCAUUCACUCAGACUAGAAGCUUUAGGAACGAAACAUAUUCGAUUCAUUUUUUUGCAUCCGAUACAAAAGAAAAUUUGUUUAAACAGCAAGUAGAAAAUGUUAAAGUCAACAGAUUCUUGCAGGCUGCUAGUGAUUCACUGUGACUGUGUCUUUCACUGUCUGACCAAGAUAAACCUGAGGUCUACUUUUACCUACCAGCUUGUUUUUCAUAAUCCAGUUUGUUGUUUUAAUUCUCAGUCGUAUUUGUACUUAAUAUUCUCAUCAGUAUUCCGUUAGACACUGAAGUGAAAGAGAGGAACACAUUCAGACAGGAUUCAUUUCUGUGCAUUUCAGUUUUCAUGGAGUUCUGUACCAUGUGGAAUAAUUGAGUUUAUCUUUUACAUUUUUGACGUUACUCUGUAUGACUGGAUGUAAAAUACUUUAGAAAUGGAAGCAGUGAAAUGUUCUUGUUUUUCCAUAAAUAAAACUCUGUGAUGUUUGAAAAAAUCUCAAAAAUAAUUUUGAUCUGGUCAGAUUUUGAUUUAGAGCUAACCACAGAGAGGUUUUUAUUUUCCUAAAUUUGUGUCAUUGUUAUACCUUGAUAUGAGAAGCAAUGUAUAUUAUUCAAAAGGUAUGUUUAAAUCUUCACUAGUAUUUUGAGCAGAAUAUGCUUUUCAAUAAAUGUUGAUUUGAAUAAAUAUUGAUGGAUUAUUCAGUGAUUGUCAUCGUCAUUAACUGUUGCCAUAUUUUUAAAUGUCAGCUUUAAGUAAAGCAUCU